AUGGCGCAGUUGUCAAGAGUGGCCGUUGACAAGGGCUGGUAUUUCAAGCAGGCGAGCAAGCUCAAUGAUUCCACUGCUUCCUCUUUCCUCCCCGUUGCCCAGUUCCCAACUGUUGCGCACAUUGACCUUCUCCAUCACAAUCUUAUCCCAGACCCAUACAUUGACGACAAUGAGAUCCCCUGCCUUUGGGUCAACGACGCCGACUGGACAUACCGCACAUCCCAGAUCCCUGAGGUCGAUGUACUCAAGUCUGGACAGCGUGCCGUGCUUGUCUUUGAGGGGCUAGACACGGUGGUCGACGUUUUCCUCAACGACCAGCACAUCCUGGCUAGCAAGAACAUGCACUUGCAGCAUAGAGUGGAUAUCACCGAUUCGCUGAAACAAGCCAAGGGCAAAAGCGUGCUCGAGCUUCGCUUCCGGGCUGCCCCUGCCUUCGCGAGAGAAGAGAAAAAGCGCGUUGGCUAUAAGGGCGAUGAAACACAGGUCAAAUACGGCGGACCGGAGAGGCUGUUUCUACGCAAGGCGCAGUACCACUGGGGGUGGGACUGGGGCCCAGCAGUCAACACCUCGGGGCCGUGGAGGCCUAUAUACCUCGAGUGUUUUGAGAAAAGGGUCGAUCAACUCCUUAUCCGACAGCAAGUCUCUCAUGACCUGAAGACUGCUUUGCUGACUAUCAAAGGGUCGGUGGAGGGUGUAUCCUCAGGAGAAGAGGUUGUCUUGGAACUUCAGGAUCCAUCUGGUGCUGUUGCCCAAACCCAUCGUAUCAAGGCAGAGGAUGGCAGGUUCCAGUCCGAGAUCAUCGAGGAGCAGCCUCAGCUGUGGUAUCCUCAUACAUAUGGCGGUCAGCCUCUCUACACUAUCAUCGCCAAGAUCCCGAACUACGAUAGCAAGAGUCAACUCAUCGGCCUGCGUCGGCUCCGCCUGCUCCAGCACUCUCUGGAGCACGCACCUGGCACCUCCUUCGUCUUCGAAAUCAACAACGUCCGCAUCUUCUCCGGCGGCUCGUGCUGGAUCCCAGGCGACUUCAUGCUGCCACGCAUGACGCGCCAGCGCUACGCCGACUGGCUGCAUGUCGCCAAGAGCGGGAACCAAACCAUGAUCCGCGUUUGGGGCGGUGGCAUCGUCGAGUCAGACGACUUCUAUGACGUUUGCGACCGCGAAGGUGUCCUUGUCUGGCAAGACUUUCCCUUUGCUUGCGGAAACUAUCCUGCCUCCAAGGACUUCAUGGAGAACGUCAAGGUGGAGGCCGAGCAGCACCUGAGACGCGUGGGUCACCAUGCGAGCCUGGUGAUAUGGGCGGGCAAUAACGAAGACUACAUGGUGGCUCAGAGGUAUGGGUGGGAGCUCGAUAUGAGUGACGAAAGCGGCCCGUGGGAUAAGACCAAUUUUCCGGCUAGGGAGAUUUAUGAGCGGUUGCUACCGGGUCUAGUUGAGGAGCUGGGUGGCGAUGUUCCGUACUGGCGGAGCAGUCCUUAUGGAGGUUCCUUCUCAAAUGAUACCACGGUUGGUGAUGCCCACAUCUGGGAUGUCUGGCAUGGCAAGCUAUCCCCGUACCAAGACUACAAGAACUACACGUCUCGUUUCAUCAGCGAGUUUGGCUUCGAGUCUUGUCCCUCUUUACGCACCUUCCACCGCGGCAUAACUGUAGCCUCAGAGCGGCACGCCCAGUCCCGCUUGUUUGACAUUCACGACAAAGGGCCGGGUCACUCAAGAAGAUACCCCAUGUACAUGGGCGAGAACUUCCGGUUCCGAAUGAACCCUCUCAGAGACUUUGUCUACUGCACCCAGUUCCUGCAGGCCGAGGCCAUGAAGUACGCGUACAACUGCUGGCGACGCGAGUUCCGCGGCCCCGGGCAAGAGAACUGCGCUGGUGUGCUAGUGUGGCAGCUCAAUGAUAUCUGGCCGGGCACAAGCUGGGCUCUGGUUGACGUCGAUCUGCAGCGCAAACCCGCCUAUUACAUCACGAAGCGGGCGCUUGCCAAGGUCGUCGUGGGCAUGGAGCGGACCGUUACCGGACAGCCGCUGUACAUCGUCACGGGUUACCCGCCAGAAAAGCAUGCACUGGAUGUCUGGGCCGUUAACGGCGCGCUGGAGCCACUCAGAGCCACACUGAAGCUGAGCGCGUUCAAUAUCGAGUCUGGGGCUCAGGUUUCACUGCCCAAGAACGUUGCUGAGCGAGAAGUUAUCCUUGCGCCAAACCAGACAACUGAAAUCACGAGCAUCAGCAUUCCAGAUCCAGACCACACCGUCAUAGCAGCGUUCCUUGACGACCCAGCCACAUCUACGCGCCUUGCACGCUGGGUGUCCUGGCCUGAACCUAUGAGGCUGAUACGCUUCUCGCCGAACCUGCAAGUCAGUAUUGAUGUCUCCAAGACUGGCGACAAAGUAGCCAUUAGCGCCAAUGCUCCUGCCAAGGGAGUCAUGCUUUCUGUGCCGCUGGCUGAGGGAGGCCAAGACGCGGUCUUUGACGACAACUUUAUUGACUUGGUCCCAGGUGAGACCAUCGAUAUUGGUGUCCAAGGCCUCGACGGAAGGAGUUUGCAGCCGCGAUUCUUGUGUGACUGGGAGCUGGAGGAGGGGUUCGAGCUGUAG
Thyridium curvatum is the source of this 2592-nucleotide messenger RNA. RefSeq lists its product as uncharacterized. Bases 1 to 2592 code for a protein of 863 amino acids. The record is from RefSeq and is a predicted model, not a curated record. Gene Ontology annotation, molecular function: beta-mannosidase activity. Gene Ontology annotation, biological process: glycoprotein catabolic process. The transcript is spliced from 3 exons. NCBI's taxonomy places the organism in Eukaryota, Fungi, Ascomycota, Sordariomycetes, Thyridiales, Thyridiaceae.